Messenger RNA from Columba livia (rock pigeon), 933 nucleotides. RefSeq names its product olfactory receptor 14J1-like. Gene Ontology annotation, cellular component: membrane. The record is from RefSeq and is a predicted model, not a curated record. NCBI's taxonomy places the organism in Eukaryota, Metazoa, Chordata, Aves, Columbiformes, Columbidae. Gene Ontology annotation, biological process: G protein-coupled receptor signaling pathway. Gene Ontology annotation, molecular function: olfactory receptor activity; odorant binding; G protein-coupled receptor activity. The coding region runs from base 1 to 933 and encodes 310 amino acids. The transcript has a single exon.
AUGUCCAACAGCAGCUCCAUCACCCAGUUCCUCCUCCUGCCGUUCACAGACACACGGGAGCUGCAGCUCUUGCACUUCUGGCUCUUCCUGGGCAUCUACCUGGCUGCCCUCCUGGGCAACGGCCUCAUCAUCACCACCAUAGCCUGGGACCAGCACCUCCACACCCCCAUGUACUUCUUCCUGCUCAACCUCGCCCUCCUCGACCUGGGCUCCAUCUCCACCAUUGUCCCCAAGUCCAUGGCCAUUUCCCUCUGGGAUUCCAGGGCCAUUUCCUACAGAGGAUGUGCUGCUCAGAUCUUUUUUUUCUUUUUCUGUGCUACAGCAGAAUAUUCUCUCCUCACCGUCAUGUCCUACGACCGCUACGUUGCCAUCUGCAAACCCCUGCACUACGGGACCCUCCUGGGCAGCAGAGCUUGUGUCCACAUGGCAGCAGCUGCCUGGGCCACUGGGUUUCUCAAUGCUCUGCUGCACACGGCCAAUACAUUUUCACUGCCCCUGUGCAAGGGCAAUGCCCUGGGCCAGUUCUUCUGUGAAAUCCCCCAGAUCCUCAAGCUCUCCUGCUCACACUCCUACCUCAGGGAACUUGGGCUUCUUGUGGUCAGUGUCUGUUUAGCAUUUGGCUGUUUUGUGUUCAUUGUGGUGUCCUAUGUGCAGAUCUUGAGGGCCGUGCUGAGGAUCCCCUCUGAGCAGGGACGGCACAAAGCCUUUUCCACCUGCCUCCCUCACCUGGCCGUGGUCUCCCUGUUCCUCAGCACUGCCAUGUUUGCCAACCUGAAGCUCCCCUCCAUCUCCUCCCCAUCCCUGGACCUGGUGGUGUCUGUUCUGUACUCAGUGGUACCUCCAGCAGUGAACCCCCUCAUCUACAGCAUGAGGAACCAGGAGCUCAAGGAUGCCCUGUGCAAACUCAUAUCCCGCUGUUUUCUGAAGCAAUAA